GUGCCCCCGGUCUUGGCCCGGGCAUUGGCUCCGUCUGUGCCCCCGAUUCUGGCCUCGGCGUUGGCCCAGCCUGUGCCCCCGGUUCUGGCCCCGGCUGUGCCCCCGGCUCUGGCCCCAGCACGAGCCCCAGCUCUGGCACCAGCUCUGGCUCCGGCGCUGGCUCCAGUGCUGGCCCCGGCUCUGGCCCCGGCUCUGGCCCCAGCAGUGGCCCCGGCUCUGGCCCCAGCCUCGGUCUCCGCUUCCGAGCUGGGCUCCGACCCGGACCCUGACGCAGAAGCGGCGCCUCAGAACAGCGCCGAGUCGGGCGCGAACCAGGCGCAGCGCGGCCCCGAGCCGCUCGCCGACUCGCUGCACGCGGGGAUUCCGGGACGUCCCGCUGCCGGCACUGCGGCGGCCGGCGCCAGCGGCGCGGCGAUCAAGAAGCUGUCGGGGCCUCUCAUCUCCGAUUUCUUCGCCAAAAGAAAGAGAUCUGCGCCUGAGAGCAAAUCCUCCGGCGAUGUACCCCCAGGAUGUCCCUCUGCUAGCGCGCCUGCUGGGGCUGGUGCGCCCGAGCAAACCCCGCGCAAGCGGCUGAGAUGAGUUAGCUUAGAGCCCUAAGAACACGGGGAGCUUGUUGGGCAGCGGACGAUGGAUAAGCGCGGGGCCUCGCUGGGACCAGAACCGUACAUGUUGCAGCAACCGGAGGCAGCGGCCGCAGAGCAGCCUUCGAUUUUCUUUAACUCUGAAAACUGUGCAAUGUAUUGAUAGCUUUGUUAUAUUUAGAUAUAUUCUGCACAUGGAGAACACUGGGUCCCAAGGUGUAAAGCUUUAAGAGUCAUUUAUAUAAAAUGUUUAAUCUCUGCUGACGCUCGGUGCAAAAAAAAAAAAAAAAGAAAAAAAAAGUAUAAAAGGGAAAAAAAGAAAAAAAAAGGAAAAAAAUAAAAAAAUGUAUAUUUGUACAAAAAGCUUUUAAAGUUAUACUAACUUAUAUUUUCUAUUUAUGUCCUGGCGUGGGUCUCUCUGCCAUGCACCUGCUCUGGUAUUGGUUAUGCCAAAGGCACACUAUAUUUCACCCACAUCAGAUUAUCAGCAAGUGUAAAUUUAUUUUUCCAGCAGGCUCUAGGGGAAGGAGUCGCUCACAUACUAGCUUCUAUACUACUCAUCUAGCUUGCAAUCUUUUCACGCUUUUGCUGCCUCUCUUAUUAUUACUAUUUUAAACUUGAAGACAAAACUGUUAAAAAAUGGUUCCUGAGCCAUCUGUACCACUGCCCCGGCUCCUCGUCCGCCGGGUUUUAAAUAAAGAGGCCAAAAAAUGCUGCAAA
Messenger RNA from Chinchilla lanigera (long-tailed chinchilla), 1301 nucleotides. It is a transcript of the gene Cdkn1c, whose product is annotated as cyclin-dependent kinase inhibitor 1C (p57, Kip2). NCBI's taxonomy places the organism in Eukaryota, Metazoa, Chordata, Mammalia, Rodentia, Chinchillidae. The record is from RefSeq and is a predicted model, not a curated record.